GAGCUCGAGCUGUGGCUCCCCGGUCCUAGGGGAGGGGAAGGAACGGGAACUGGGCUGUGGGUAUGGCCGCCGGGGAGGAGGCGAUGGGCAGCAGCAUGGAUUUUCAGGAAUGCUGGCAAAUGUUUGAAGCUAAGAUACAAAGCUAUGCAGGUGAUGAUCCACUGGAUCUAUGGGACAGGUUUUUACAGUGGGCAGAACCUUUACUUCCCCCUGCAGAGAAAGGCAUAUUGGUCUCGGUGUUAGAGAGACUCGUGAAGAAUUUUAUGGAUGAUAAGAAGUAUUACAAUGAUCCAAGAUAUAUCAACUACUGGUUGAAACUGAUAAACUGCAGCACAACACCACUUGAUUUUUACAACUAUAUGUACAAUCAAGGGGUUGGCAUAAAGUCAGCUGCCCUUUAUCUUGCGUGGGCACAGGUGCUCGAGAUGAAAGGCAAUUUUCAGAUAGCAGAUAGCAUCUUUCAGAAAGGCAUUCAAAAUGUUGCAGAGCCAGUGGAUAUGUUGAUCCAUCACUAUGGGUGUUUCAGGGCUCGAGCAUCUCAAAACCUUUUUCCAGUAAAAACAGAAAAUCUGAUAAGAUCUAAACCUGGAUCUCCGGGAAACCGAUAUAGUGUGGUUUUUGCAGCUCAAAAUGGCUUUCUACAUGGAUCUUUGGAGAAUUCCCAGUUUGUCAGUCAAGACUUGUCUGCUUUGAAUAAAUUUGGUUUGAAUGCAGGGCCUGUGGGUCUAGAGACAUUUCCCAAAUCUCAGGAUUUGCAUCCACAGGUAUUACAGAACAGCAUACAUAAUGGCUGUAAUGGACAGCAACCUACACUUGCUCCUUGUGGUACAGAGUCUAACAGUUUAAUUUCAAAUGCAUCUAAGCUUGUGCAUCAAAACGAUGGUCACGGUAAAAUUCAGGAAGCACCCGGUGAACUGCAGCAAGUCAUCAUGUACCAUAAAGAUGUUCUCUUUUCUGGAGAUAAAGAGAUGUGUUUUGAAGAAAUUCGAGCUAAGGAUCACAUUGCGCGAAGCCAACACAAAGAAAAGGAGGAAUGGAAGGAAAUGUUCACAGCAUCCAAAUCUGAUGAGAUCAAAUCACUGGAGCAGAAACUGGAACAACUGAAAGUGCAACUGAAGUUAACUCAGGACCGGGAGCAAGAAAUACUGCAGACGUCAUCCCAAAAUGCCUUGCAGCUGAUUCCUGCCUCAUCACUACUACCCACCAAGUCUGCUGCAGAAUCUUCAGCUACUGUUUUACAAAUGAAAACAGACAGAAGAGAAGGAAAUGAACAAAAUUCGUCUUUAGGAGCUUGUGCUGGAACAGUCACAACUGCAAAUUUUGCUGUCGCUCCUUUGCAACAACACCAAUGUGGGGUGUCAUCGUUGUUGCCAACAAUAGAUCAUAAGCAGAGAUCUUCUGAAAUUCAAUCUGGAUUUGGAAUUUAUGGAGAGCCAGAGAAAAGCUUCAGUGACACAUGGGCACAAGUGGACCCUCUAUCUGGAUCUAUAGUUACGGGUAUAAACGAGAGCAUCAGUAGGGAACAGUUUAUGAAUAGAAGUGGUAACAGUUCUAGGAUCUCUCUCUCAAGACCAAGAGAAGGAAAUGUUUCCGGAUUAAUUGGGAAUAGAUCCCACACUCCAAACUCUUCAUUUGGCUUAGUUCAAGCUACUCCAUCCAAAGUUCUACCUUCACCAACUGUUUAUACCAAAGAAGCAUUGGAUACUAUAAUGGACAUGUUUCAGGCACCGGUGAUCCCUGAAUUACCCCAAGUGGAUGAAAAUGGGGAUGCGUUUGUAGAAGAUCAAAUGGAGGCACAAGAUGAAGAUUCCAAAGCGUUUUGUAAAAAGAAUGACAACCAACAAUCCAUGGAAAUUCUGGGUAUGAACUUGGCUCCACCUUCCACUGUUCCAUUUUCUAUCUUUGAAGAUGAUUCUGGUGGUGUAAAUAGCAUGCAAAAUGAUUUGAAUAGCAAACCUGCAGAAUCGAGGCCAUGGAGAGAACUGUCCGAGAAACAAUUCACGGCUAGUAAAACAAAGGAUAUAGAUGAUCAAGCUGUUUGGGCUGUUUGUGAUAACAGAACCCUGGCAAUCAAUCCCAAUGAUACAGAGGAUUUUGCCUUUGCAGCCCCACUAGCAUCAACUCCAUUCUAUGGGGUACCACCACAACCAAAGCAAGAUUCAGAGGAUUACAGCGAAGAAAAUACACAACUUAGCAACGAUGGGAAUGUGGCUCUUCGUUCAUCAGAGGAAGAAUGCAUUCGGCUUGCCAAAAUCAGAAAAAUUAGUCCUAUUCAGGAUCUAGGAUCAGAACCCAUCAGUCGCACAUCAGCCCCUGCUGUUGACCCUAGUAUUAAUUGUCAGGAUGUAUCCAAUGAACCACCAAUCUCUGAAGAGUUUCAGAUGAUUGACGAGAAACUAGAAUCGUGCAGCCUGCUUAACCUUGAAGAGUGUCUCAAACCUGAACAAUCGUUUUGCUGUCUACAGGAAAUGUACUGCAGUGAUGUACAGUUUGAGGAGCCGGUUGAAACCCCAGCAGAAAAUGGUGUAAUCAUUAAGAAUCCUUGGGACAAGAAUCUUAUCAAUGAACUUCUGUCAAAUCUAGCCAAACCAUUGAGUUCCUAUGGCAAUUUUUUAAAUUGGGAGGACAAUAUGCCUGCCGUCAGACCAAAAAUCAACCUUCAUUUAGGGAAUGAAGUGUUCCAGGUUGCUCAUUUGCUUGGACAGGGGUCCUUUGCUCAUGUUUACCAAGCUACAAUCCUGGAUAUGAAUAAUUUGUCUGAUGUGAAAAACCAACAAAAAGUGAGCUUAAAGGUUCAAAAAACAUCUAAUCCCUGGGAAUUCUACAUAAGUACUCAACUAAAUGAGAGAUUGAAGCCCAGGUUUUAUAAUCUCUACAACAAUGUCUACUCUGGACACUACUUUAAGAAUGGCAGUAUUUUGGUUGGAGAGCUAUUCAGUUUUGGAACUUUACUGAAUGCAGUUAAUCUAUAUAAAACAAUAAAUGAAAAAGCAAUGCCUCAACCCUUGGUGAUCUACUUUGCCAUCCACAUUCUGUAUAUCAUGGAACAGCUGCAUGGUAUUGGAAUAAUUCAUGGUGAUGUAAAACCUGACAAUUUUAUACUUGGAGAAAGGUUCCUGGAUGGUGUAGGCAGUGUUGAUGAUACCUUAUCGCAAGGAUUGACAUUGAUUGACUUUGGUCAAAGCAUAGAUAUGAAGUUAUUCCCUCAAAAUACAGUUUUUGUGGAAAACUGUAAGACAUCAGGCUUCCAAUGUAUUGAAAUGCUGUCAGAAAAACCAUGGACAUUCCAGACAGACUACUUUGGAAUUGCUGCCACAGUUCACUCUCUUCUCUUUGGCACAUACCUGAAAUUAAAGAAAGAACAGGGUGUCUGGAAGGUCAAUGCAACUUUUCAAAGAGGUCAUCAUGCAGAUAUGUGGAAUCAUUUCUUUAAUACCUUGUUAUACAUUCCCAACUGCCAGACUCUGCCAUCACUUCAAGAUCUACGGGAAAAGCUGGUGUCACUCUUUAAGGAGCUGUAUACAAAAAAACUGAAAUCACUUAGGCAGCGGUUAAUGGUACUUUUACUCGAAAAUAAGCCUUCACAAAAAAAGAAUGUAAAUUGAAAAGUUGUCUAAGUCCAGAUUGUGUAAAUAGAAAGACCUUUGUAUUUCAUUCCUGUUAAUGAAAUAUUAAUAGCAAUAUGUAAGUGUAAGUGCUCAUAAUGGUGGAAUCUAGAUUAAAGCUUUUGACAUCAA
Carcharodon carcharias (great white shark) is the source of this 3737-nucleotide messenger RNA. It is a transcript of the gene bub1, whose product is annotated as BUB1 mitotic checkpoint serine/threonine kinase. The transcript is spliced from 25 exons. The coding region runs from base 63 to 3605 and encodes 1180 amino acids. The record is from RefSeq and is a predicted model, not a curated record. NCBI's taxonomy places the organism in Eukaryota, Metazoa, Chordata, Chondrichthyes, Lamniformes, Lamnidae. Gene Ontology annotation, biological process: protein phosphorylation; meiotic sister chromatid cohesion, centromeric; mitotic spindle assembly checkpoint signaling. Gene Ontology annotation, molecular function: ATP binding; protein kinase activity.